Messenger RNA from Plasmodium gonderi, 741 nucleotides. RefSeq names its product exosome complex exonuclease RRP41. The coding region runs from base 1 to 741 and encodes 246 amino acids. The transcript has a single exon. Lineage: Eukaryota; Apicomplexa; Aconoidasida; Haemosporida; Plasmodiidae. The record is from RefSeq and is a predicted model, not a curated record. Gene Ontology annotation, cellular component: cytoplasmic exosome (RNase complex); nuclear exosome (RNase complex); nucleolus. Gene Ontology annotation, biological process: poly(A)-dependent snoRNA 3'-end processing; nuclear mRNA surveillance; U4 snRNA 3'-end processing.
AUGCCGAUUCUUGAAUAUAUUAAUGAGGAGGGGUAUAGAAUUGAUGGAAGAAAAGAAAAUGAAUGCAGGUUUAUAAAAAUAAACGUAGGAAGUGAAAAUAUAUUUACAGAGGCAGACGGAUUUUCCUUUUACGAAAUAGGAAACACAAAAUUAUUCUCGUAUAUACAAGGACCAACAGAAUUAAAAAAAUCGGAUGAAAAAUGUUCAAUAAAGUGUGAAGUAUUUUUAUCUCCAUUUAAUGUAUAUGAAAAAAAAAAAAAAAAAACGAAAGACAGCAUAACAAAUGAAAUAAGUGCUUACAUAAGAAACAUUUGUGAAAACGUCAUAUUGUUAGAUUUAUAUAAAAAUUCUGAAAUAAAUAUAUUUUUGUACAUAAUAGAACGAGAUGGAGGUGUGAAACAUGCUGCUAUAAAUGCAUGCAUGUUAGCAUUAAUAGAUGCCGGAAUAUCUGUUAGGUAUUUUGUAUCAGCAUGUUCUGUUUUAUAUUUACAAAAUCAUAUAAUAGUAGAUGGUAAUCAGUUAGAAAUUAAUUCAGGGGCCCCUGAAUUAACUAUGGUAAUCGAACUCAAUACACAGAAAAUUAUUUUGUUAGAAUUUGAUGCUGAAGUUCCUAUUGACAUUUUUGAAGCCAUGGUUCGUACUUGCAUUGAAUGUUGCGUCAAUUUAGGAAACGUUAUGAAAUUAACAGUGAAGGAGAACGCUAUCAAAUUGUUAUGUUUGAAUAAUGCAUUAAAUGCAUAA